Messenger RNA from Vespa velutina, 2294 nucleotides. Its product is annotated as U3 small nucleolar RNA-associated protein 6 homolog. Gene Ontology annotation, molecular function: snoRNA binding; protein binding. Gene Ontology annotation, cellular component: Pwp2p-containing subcomplex of 90S preribosome; small-subunit processome. Gene Ontology annotation, biological process: maturation of SSU-rRNA from tricistronic rRNA transcript (SSU-rRNA, 5.8S rRNA, LSU-rRNA). The transcript has 9 exons. The record is from RefSeq and is a predicted model, not a curated record. Bases 116 to 1924 code for a protein of 602 amino acids. Lineage: Eukaryota; Metazoa; Arthropoda; Insecta; Hymenoptera; Vespidae.
UUUAGUUCCUUUCACAUGGUCAAGAAAAAUAGUGUUGCUUAUGUAGUUCGUUAUAAUUUAAUAUUUAUAAUAAUAUAAGUUUUAUAUUUAAGUAUAUAAAUAAAAACAGGUCAGAAUGGCAGAAUUUGUAGAAAAACGAUGUGAGGAUAUGAUUCCUGAAUUGGAACAAAUGGAAAGAAUAAAACUUUUUGAUAAAAAUGAAAUUCGAGGUAUAGCAAAAAAGCUUAAAGAAUUUGAAUAUAAAGUUCAGCGACAUACAAAAUGUAAAGAAGACUAUUUACGAUAUAUUCAAUAUGAAAUGGAUCUCUUGAAGCUUAUUAAACAACGUAGAGAUAAAUUUGGUAUUACUCAUAAAAAAUCUGAUAUUGAUUAUGCAAUUGCGAAUAAAGUUAAUCAUUUAUACAAAGAAGCUAUAUUUAAGUUCCAAGAUGAUAUUAGAUUUUGGAUUGCAUAUAUAAAAUUUUGUAAACAUGUGCGUUUUCAAAGUAGUGUCAGUCGUAUGAUAGGUAAAAUGUUACAAGUACAUCAAGAUAAGCCAAAAUGUUGGCACAUCGCAGCACAGUGGGAAAUUGAAGAAAAUAAUAAUAGACAAACUGCUCGUCAAUUUCUUCUUCGUGGUUUACAUAUUCAUCCAAAUUCGCAAUUAUUAUUUAUUGAUACUUUUAGAUUAGAAUUGGGUGAAACAUUAAACAAUACUGAAGAUAAUGAAAAUAAAACACAAAGCACUUCAUCUGGAGUAGAUGAUGAAAAUGACAUGCCUUUACCAUUAAAAAGAGCUUAUAUUGUAUAUAAAGAAGCGAGCAAAUGUGUAGAAGAUAUCAAGUUUAUUAUAGAAUUACUGAAUAUUACAAAAGAAUACAAGGCAGAAAAAUUACAGAAGAAAAUUGUUAGCGAUAUGAUCCAACAAUACGCACAUGAACCCUUAAUGUGGGAUACAAUGGCACGCCGUGAAUUGGAAGGUCUAGUACAACCGUUUGUAUCUGAUGAAUCAAUAAUGGAAGUUAAUUCAUCUGAGCAAUCUUCUUUAAGAGAUCGUAUAACUUCUUGUAAUAAAGUUUAUCAAACAGCUGUAAAAAAAAUUAAAACAGAAGAAAUGUGGUCUCUUUAUAUAGAAUGCUUAUUAGAAAUAAAUCACGAUACAGGAAGUCUUCCAAAUUUUAAGAAAAAAUUAUUAAAAAAUACUUUAGGACAGGCACAUCAAGCUAAGAAAUUGAAAGAAAAAUAUUAUUUACAUUGGAUUGAUAUGUUGAGUAACGACAAAAAAGAUGAAAAUGCACAAAAGAAAUUAGAAAAAAUUCUUUCCUCUGCUACUGAAAUUAUUCCAAAUAGUGUUAGUCUUUGGCAUGUUAGAUUAAGACAUUUAUUAGUUACAAGACAGGAAGAGGAAGCUACUUCUGUAUUCGUAAAAGCAACAGAAAUUCUUGGUGAGAAGUCAUUACCUUUAUGGAGAAUGAAACUUUUACAUACACAAGCUAUAAAUCCUGAUAAAACUGAAGAAAUUUUUCAAGCUGCAGUUCAAGAACAUCCUAACAUUUCCAAAGAUAUGAAGCCUAGUUAUAUCGAAUGGCUAGUUUUAACCAAAAGUAUUCAAAUCGCUCGGAAAAUGUACGAUAGUCUUUGUUUACAACCACCAAUGUGUCUUGAAUUACACAAAAAAAUGGCAGAAUUAGAACUUAUUCAACCAGAAGUUGUAUUAAAAUAUGCAAGACGUCCUCAUGAAAUGGCAGCUUUACAAUUUGGUAAAAAUAAUACUAAGGUUUGGAUAGAUUAUAUCAUAUUUGAAAUGAAACAUGGAGAUCCGAAAAAAAUUGGAGAUAUACAUAGACGAGCAGUUAAAACUUUAGAAGCACCUUUGACCGAUACUUUCAUUUCUGAAUAUGCUUUAAUUAAAGCUAAUCCUGAUUCAAUAAAUUCAGUUUCAUGAAAUAUUAGAUAUAUAAAAAUCCACACUUGUAUGUAUUUUAUAUUUCAUUGAUUCAUAAAUAAUCAGCAUGUGAGAUUAGAAUUUAUGAUUCCAGUGGUAUUUCUUUCUCCAUACGAGUCAGUACAAUAUUACGAUCUGUUUCGUUAGGUAAUUUUGUCCUAUCGCCAGUUUUUAAUGUUGAUCUCAUAUCUAAGCACAUGAUAUCUGUUGAAAGUGAGUGCUGUUUAUCUUCUAAAUUUUUAUCAACUCGUAGAAGCAAAGAUUCUAGACCAUUAUAUGUUGCUCUAUAAAAAAAAAGUAAGAAGCAGAUUAUAAAAACAGAUACUACGAGAUAUAUUCGUGAAUAAUAAAAUAUUUACAUAAAUACGUA